AUGGCUGCUCGACGACUCCUGGGCCUCGCGUUGCUGUGCAUCUCUGUCGUUGUAGCUCAAGAAGAAGAAGAAGCAGGUCCUCUCCCUAGCUCAUGGCCUCAUGACUAUCCUGGCAAGCCUUCGGGCGACUAUAGUCCAGCGUGGCAAAACUACUUCCGGGUCCAAAACCCAGUCCCUGGGGUGCCAUUCCCGCUCUCUCGCAGCUACGCUGGCAAUCUGCCCAACGGCCCCAUAAGAAUUCAAUCGGACGGCUCUUUGGUCAAGAACCGACAUAGUUGGGACAAGCUAUCUGACAUGUUCUGGAUCGACCAGCCAGUUGGCGUUGGUUAUUCAACAGCUGACGCUGAUGGAUACGUUCCAGACCAGGACCAAAUCGGCCGUGAUUUCAUUGGUUUCCUCGGUAAUCUAGUCAAAGUUUUCCCGGCCCUUAAGACGCGUCCUUUGGUCCUCGCAGGUGAAAGUUAUGCGGGGAUGUACAUUCCAUAUAUCCUCAAGACAUACUUCGCCACUCCCAACCCACCUGUGCAAGUCAGCAAGAUCCUUAUUGGUGAUGGAACCAUUACAUCCGGCCAGGUCUCCAACCUUCUCCCAACCUUGAGCGUGGUUGAAACCUUCCCGCAACUGAUUGGCUACGACCCCGAAGUCUAUCUUUACCUCAAAGAACAGCAUGAACUGUGCGGUUAUAACAUCGAACUCCAUUACCCGGAGACCGGCGUCCUUCCAGACAUUCCGUUGAUUCAACCUAGAGAUCGCGAAAUUCCCUACUACGCCUCGAUGACGCACCAUCACAAGACAUUCUUCACAGCUCUUAAACGCCGCCACCUCGAAGAGUCCAGCCGCCUACAAAAGCGCGACCGUGAGAUUCGCCGCGAAGCGUGGAAGAGGGACCUCUCCGAGCGUGUUAACGGUACCAUCGAUCCUUGGUAUGGUUGCUUCACCUGGGACUUUGUGUUCGACUAUGCCCUCAACUACACUUAUCCGUGGAAUGAAAUUGAGGAUAUGGAUGUUUACGAUGUCCCUAAUGCUCUCAGCCCUCCACCUGAAACUGACGCUAGCCCAUUUUUGAAUGAUCCUGCUGUCCGAGCUGCACUUCACGCUCCCGCUAGCAAAGAUUGGGCACUUCACUUCCCAUUCCCUUUCGGUUCCUUAGGCAGAAUCGAUCCCAGCCCCUUCCCCAUCAACUUCAUGACAGAACUUGCCACGAACGCCACAGCUCAAGACAUCCGGAUAGUCCUGGUUUCAGGAAACAACGAUUUCCUUCUUCCUCAUCUCGGAACAGAGCUGGCCAUUCAAAACACGACGUUUGGCGGAAUUCAAGGAUUCACGAGGAAACCCGCCACUCCCUGGACCGAUGACGAAGGCAAGUUCGCCGGAAUCGUCCAUCAAGAGAGAGGGUGGACAUAUGCCCUGUUCUACGGUGCAGGGCAUCUCAUCCCUGCAAACGCUCCUAAAGCAGCAUACAAAUUCUUCCGAGAAUUCGUCCUCGGAAGCAACUCACUAGGCAAGGUGAUCCAGACGCCUGGUGGUGGAAGCGGUGUCAUCGGUGGAAGCGACCCCGCUUUGGAAGGGAAGAACCUCCCUGCUGGGCCUGAAAUUUACAUGGGCGAGGGCGCCACGCAGUCAACUCAUGUCUGGCCUGAAGCAACAAGGGCGGCAUGGCAGUCGUUUAUCCUCACGGAGACGGCUACCACGCCCGCUGCCGCCCCUACAUCGACUAGCUCGAGUAGAGUUCGUCCUACCCGGCGUCGGUAG
Molecule: messenger RNA, 1752 nt
Organism: Coprinopsis cinerea okayama7#130
Lineage: Eukaryota; Fungi; Basidiomycota; Agaricomycetes; Agaricales; Psathyrellaceae
Exons: 18
Coding region: 1-1752 (583 amino acids)
Biological process (GO): proteolysis
Molecular function (GO): serine-type carboxypeptidase activity
Source: RefSeq, a predicted model, not a curated record